AUGUCCGGCUCUGCCCCGCCACCUGACGCGGCCUUCCAAGGAUUUAGGAGAAGGAGCAGCAGUGUUUCUUCAAGGACGAGUUCUCUUUCCCGGGAUUGUAGCGGCAGUUCCUCCGAUUUUUCGCCUCGGCACAGUCGGCGGCAUAGGAGUCGCCGCCGUCAAGAUCAAGAACACGUGCCGCCCCACCAUGUCAACAAACCGACUCAACUACAUGGAAGUGCACAGAAUCUUCCUCUGCACCAGGCAUCGGCUUCCGCGCCUACAGCUCCCGAACCUUCAUGGCGUUUAGUGUUGGAUGAGUUGGCGGUAUUGAAAGGUGAGGUAGCGAAACUUCGUGCUAACACACAUACUCACCCUCCUCCGUUACCUGAGGAUCAUCUUCCGGGUACUUCAGGAACACACCACACAGUUUCACCUCCAUUCUCGGGCUUUAAUGACUCCAGCAGCGAGGAUGGGGAGAUUAGAGAAGUGUCACAAAGGGGCAGUGUUUUGCAACAGGCAGCCAAGGCUUUGGGGCCCCCUGACAGUGUUUCUGCAGACAUUGACCAACAGGUGGCAGUUAUGGUUAAUCAAUUGUUUGACAACGGUAUGCAAGAGGAAGACUACAGGGCCAUGUUGGAGGAAUCAGCCACCAGACGACCAAACAACUGUCCUGCAUUGGCGCCUGUGGAAUGUAACCCGCAGAUUUUGGGUGCCUUAAAGACUGACGCGAAGAAAGCUGAUUUUCAUCUUAAGGACGUAAGUGGUGACAUUCUCAAGGCAGGUACCAUUUUAACUAGGUCACUUCUAGCCCUGGAUGUAGUGGCACAGGAGAGUGACCACCCCGCUGUUGUGCAGGAAGUAGGUAUGAUUAACGGCGCCUUGGCGUUGUUGGGUCAUGCCAAUCACAGGUUGAAUUUGGCUAGACGUUUUCUUAUGAAAAGGGAAAUUAACCAGAAAUAUUCCCACUUAUGUGCUGAUAAGGUCCCCAUGUCGCGUUUCCUGUUUGGGGAUGAUGUGUCUCAAUCGGCCAAGCAGAUCGAGGACACAGAAAAGUUAAAGAACAAGUUCUCCCUCAAGAAACCGGCAUACCCUUGGAAAACCACCAGUGGCAGGUCACGUGGCUACUGGGGGCGAACGUGGCAUAGAAACUCCGCAAUGAGGUUCCAACCCUAUGGCCUGCAGAGGUCAGGCGCCAGGAUGGGACAACGUCAACUACCAGCGCGGCAGGACGCGGACUCAAAAAACGCCAGGAGCCGGGGUCCACAGAGACCCCGGCAGUAGUGGAGGUGUUUGCAAAAGAUGCGUGCGGAAGGGACGACAGGGUGGAUAGUAGUGCCACUGUGGAUGUCGCAGCCAUGGAUGGGCACCCUGCUCAGGAUGUUGGUGGAUCACCCAAGAGUAAUCAUGGAGAAACACGGGGUCC
This is a messenger RNA of Scylla paramamosain (green mud crab), 1405 nucleotides long. RefSeq lists its product as uncharacterized. The record is from RefSeq and is a predicted model, not a curated record. Bases 1 to 1263 code for a protein of 420 amino acids. The transcript is spliced from 2 exons. Lineage: Eukaryota; Metazoa; Arthropoda; Malacostraca; Decapoda; Portunidae.